Molecule: messenger RNA, 852 nt
Organism: Ambispora gerdemannii
Lineage: Eukaryota; Fungi; Glomeromycota; Glomeromycetes; Archaeosporales; Ambisporaceae
Source: the annotation of a GenBank genome assembly
AUGCCUGUUGAAUCAACACCUCAAAAACAUAGUUGGGCAGACGAAGUAGGAGAAGAAUUUGAUCAACUCCCUUCUGAUAAUUCAAUCGACGAAACAGGAAUUAAAACUGUAAUAGAAUAUCGAACCAACGAUGAAGGGAAAAAAGUCAAGAUUACGAGAAAAAUAAAAAAGACAUUAAUAACUACGCAUGUUAACAAAAUUGUGGCAGAGAGAAAGAAAUGGGAAAAAUUUGGUGAAGAAAAGGGUAAAAAGGAUGGCCCUGAUCUCAGUACUACAAGCGUAAGUGAACAAGUAUUCCUGAAAUUAUCUACCACCGGCAAACAAACAGAGGUUACGGAAGACAUCGAUUCGGCAAAGAAGAAGUUAUUACUUGGCAAGAAAAUCCUCUGUCGUAUCUGUAAAGGAGAUCAUUUUACUACAAAAUGCCCUUACAAAGAUACGCUUCAACCUUUGGAUGAACUUACAAUUGUUUUAGAGGAAGUAAAAAAUCCUCCAAAUGCGGAAACAACACCUGCCGAAACGACAACUGGUCCUACUAAAUAUGUUCCUCCAAACGCACGUGCUGGUGGUAAGACAGCGUCAACUGAUACCUAUUCUAAAGAGAGACGAGAUGACGCCACGAUUCGUGUCACAAAUCUAUCAGAAGACACCACUGAAAACGAUAUUCAUGAUUUAUUCCGACGUUUUGGCUCAAUAUCUCGUGUAUACUUGGCACGAGAUCGAGAAACAAAUGUGUGUAAAGGUUUUGCGUUCGUCAGUUUUGUAUUACGUGACGAUGCAGCAAAAGCCUUGCAAGCAAUCAAUGGAUACGGAUACGAUAAUUUAAUUUUGCGCGUUGAGUGGGCAAAGUAA